Linum tenue is the source of this 3646-nucleotide messenger RNA. The record is from the annotation of a GenBank genome assembly. Lineage: Eukaryota; Viridiplantae; Streptophyta; Magnoliopsida; Malpighiales; Linaceae.
GAGUGACUUGCCCGAAGGCUGUUAUCUCUGCAGUCACUCAAUUCAAUUCAACGGCCUCAUCAUCACAUUCUUGGCUGCUUCUUCUUCCUCUCCAUUCCUUUCCUUCUACCUGCUACUCGUCCGAUCGCUCGCCCAAUUUCUCCGUCUAGCUCCCUCGUGCGUCUCUCUCUGCUCUGAUCGCUGAGUUACGCCACGCGCUAUCCUCUCCGCCGUGCUACCAGGCCGCCGUUGGUAGUUUCGGGUGGCGUGCUUCUUGCUUUGCUUUAAUCACCCCGGCGGCACUAGGUUCGAUCCUUUUCUGUGAAACCUAGCUGGAAAGAGUGCGGGAAGGCUUAGAGGAGUAAUUGAAACGAUGGCCGAUUUUUUCACUUCAAAGCAUCCCGCCGCCGCCGCCGCAUGUUUCGAGCUAUUCUUUGCUACCGUCACGGAUGCCGGAGCAGAUUCCGCUUACUUCUAACUGUACGCCUCUAUUCUUCUCUGUCUCACUUUCGUGUUUCGUUUCGUUUACGUGUGCUGUUAGAUUAGUAUAGCUUUCUUGUUGUUACCGUUACGAAAGACUAAAGAGGGAAAGAAAGGCUAAUAUAGAAACCGUUUGGGAAUGGAAGAGCUGGAUUGAAAUUUGAUAUGCUUGGAAUAUGGGGGUGUUCUUGAUGUGGAUGAUAAGUUAGAUCGUUUGAGAAACAGCCAUUGAUGUGGGUGAAUAAGUUGAGGGUUUUUGCGAACAAGUAGGGAACAACGGGAUAAGGAGAAGUAUGCAUGGUGGUUAACAAAUAGGGAUUGAGGGAAGAGAACCCUUUCCUUGCCUUUCUCCUUCUUUCUGUCUCUCUUCUCUCGCAGGUCGUUUUCAAUAUGCAGAAAUAAAGGUCGUCAUCAGUGGGUGUGGGUUGGCAUCCUCAUCAUCAUCCACUCCUUCAUUAUUAUUAAUUGGUUUCUUUUGGUAGCCUUAUCUGAACUGAUCGAUUACUGUAUCCCUCUCGUGCUAAUUCCAUGGGAUGCCCUAUGUUAUGUUGUUCAUAUCCCUUUUUAAAUUGUAUCUUCUCAUUUGAGUUAUCUUGCAUCUGAGAAAAGAAAAUGUAUCUCUAUUCCAUGUUCACUGGUCUAUUUUCUAACAAGAGCUAGGAAAGGCGUAUAUUUGCUACGACACAUCUGCUUCAUUUUUCUUUUCUGUUGGGAUUUUUCUCUGAUGUUAGAAUUGUGGACUUUUUGUCACAUGGGUGCUCUGAUAAGUGAUGGUGAUAUGUGGAAUGCUCGGUGUUGAUUCCUAGUUUUUAAAACCUUUUCCGUCAUUCAUGUCAUUUGCUCACCAGUUGGACGAUGGUAACCCACUUGGCCAUUGUCUCAUAAAAUAAUACAACCAUUACCAAAUUAGGUUGCAUUUGUCAUUACUAAAGUGAAAUUGAUGGUUUCUGAGCUACUUUCUGGUCUGGAAAGCUUCUGUCGUUACUUCAUUCGUCAGCCGUCCUUUUUCUUCACAAUAUAAGCAAGUGGCCUUCUGUACCUUGAUGUGUAUGGAUCUCCGGCAAUCAUUCGUUUCUUCCUUAAUUACCUGAUUUUGCUUCAUCUCUUUGAUUAGAGAGUUUUGAUUUAAAUCAUCAUAAUCAUCGUAGUCGUCCUCCUCAUUCGCUGUUCCUGGUUUCUUGGAAGCGAAUUCCUAUAGCUUGAAACCCUUGAAUCAAUCUUUCCCUUCACUAGUCCACUAGUGGCUUCCUUAAUCUCUCUAGUGGUCCUGCCAUUCAUGAUGCUCAAUAUUUUCUUAAGUCUUCAUCUUCUUCCUGUCUAUGAAUGUAUGGUAUAUUGUCUCUCUCAUCUUCCCUGAUUUGCCGGUUCCACAGUCAGUUUGUUGUUUGAAGCAAUCCACCUCUCCUUAAAACAUAAAAGAGGAGUUGCCAGAGCAAGAAUAUGUUGGCUAACUCAUCUCUGAGUUGUACUGCAACAACCAUGUCAGCAGUUCCCUGUGCUCCUCGUGCUUGCAGGUAUGAUCAUGAACGACUUGGGAUGCCGAGGAGGAGGACCCUUUUCCCUUGGAUUAGAAAUGUGACUGCUAUUGUUUCAGCUUCAGCUUCCACUGUUUCACCCAAUCAGAUGACCAGGGGCUCAACCCACCUCAAAAUGUAUCAGGAGGUUGCCAAAUCUGCGAGGCAAAAGUUCACCCAAGAAAUUUCGUUCCAGUCGAAGGACAAAGACAUUUCUCUUGCAAGGGCUCUGCUGUAUAUUGCUGCAGAGGAUGAGGCCUUCAUUUCUUUCAAUCAAGAGGUGGAUGCUCGUUCACUGCUCAAAGAAAGGAAAAAUGUUUCGGUGCCACCCCAUCCUCAGGAUUGGGAUAACGUGGAGCAGAUGCCAUUAUCUGGGAAAACAAUAACUGGAUGGAUUGGGGAGUUGGAUAUGAUUGCCAAAGAAGUUGAGGCGGAGCUAGUUUCAAGAGAAAUAGGCUGCCAUCUGGCUGAAGUUCUGGAUGCAAUAAACUUGGUUCUUUUUGAAUUCAAAGGCUUCAAGAGGUCAUCUGUUACAGAUUCUAUGUGUUCAUACUUGCACACGUUUCUGAGCACUGGCUCUGGUAACGCAAUUUUGCUUAGCAUAGUUUACAUUGAAGUUUGUAAAAGACUCGGCAUAACCAUUGUGGGAUCCCGGGUCGGGGAGGAUUUUUUAAUAUGGCCCCAGACAGGGAAUCCAGAGGAGCUUUUCAGGGUGACUGAAGGACACAGUAUGUUUGCUAUUGUUAAUGGGAAGUGCGUAGAGGACCCUAGGUCAAGGGCAUCGGAUUUAACCAGCGGUUCUCUUUUAGGCCUUGAGAUUGCUACAAACCGAGACAUCGUCGGAAUUGCUCUGGCAAAUUUAAUAAGGCUCCACUGGAAACGCGCUUCAAGGUUGACUCGUGGAUUGAUGUUGACUUCUCCACUCAGACAUGUUCAAACUACCAAGGAAUUGGUUAGCAGUAUCCACGGUUCCAAUGUUCCUCUACUUCGUCCUCAAGAUCUCAGAUUGGCAAUAAUGGCUUCAGAAAGGCUGUUGAUUCUGCAGCCACAUAAUUGGUCAUUGAGGAGAGACCAUGGCAUGAUGUUGUACUACAAAAGGGAGUACGGAAAGGCAGUGCAAGAGCUGAGUAUUUGCAUGGCUUUUGCACCGGAGGAAGAAGCACAAGUGCUAGAACCUUUUGUUGAGAAACUGCACCUCUUACGGCUCGAGUCAUCCUGGAAAUCCUUGGGACAUUCGGGUCAAUUGACUGUUACUUAAUAACCCCCAAGCCUCGUAAGCCUCUGAGGACGUCUGUUAUGUGAAUAUGUGUAACUUUAUGGUUAGGAUGCAUAUAUACCCCAGGAAUGCUUCACAGCUACUGAUCUGUUACUCUAUGAAAGUCCAGAAUGGUCUCAGACCUUUUUAAGGCUCCAGGUAACAAAGAAUCCGAUCCUCCACUGUAAUUUGUUAGAUUCACUGAAAAUGAAGAGUGGGAGGCUUGACUCUUUCGGUGGUGUAUGAGUUGGGACUAUGGGUGGCAAAUGCAUUGGAUUCAUAGGUCUAACUUCUAAGUGACAUUUAAACUUAGGAUCAUUGUGAAAAUUUUAUAAAGUCAAGGUAUGCAAAUGGCAUUAUAAAAAUAUUAGGUACUGAAAUGUAUUUUUUUGAAAGCUAUUUCCUAUCAAAAUCAAAG